GCGCGCGGACUGGGGUCAGGGCUUCGCAGCCGCUCACAGCAAGUUCCCUUGUCCCACUCCCCAUAGCGCUCGGGAGCAGAACAGAGGCAAACGCUAACGGGUUGCUGGAGGGAUACAGCCUUUUUCCUUCUACCAGUGGCGAUUAUGAAGGUUACUUAGAAAGUUCCCAUUGCACCUCUCAGGAAGUAAAUUGGAUCUGAACAUUCUUCUGUUUGAUAAUAUGAAACAAAAGGAAUAAUGCAUAUGGAUUUAAAAUUACUGUAUUUAUUAGGUUGUUAUGGUUUGAGAAGCACUGGGAAAAUAACUCACUCUGUUACUCAUCAUAGAUCUACUAAAAAUUAUUUCUGAUGCAGCUGAGAAAAAUGCAGACCAUUAAAAAGGAACAGGCACCCGUUGAUACAAGUAGCAAUGUGGAGAAAAUCAUGGUACUUAAUUCCACUUUAACAGAAGUGUCUGAAGACUUGACUACAAAUGAAGACAUAAUACUUAAUGAAGGAAAUAGUGGAAAAAACAAAUCUUCAUCCUGUCGUAGAAAGCGGGAAUUCAUUCCAGAUGAAAAGAAAGAUGCUAUGUAUUGGGAAAAAAGACGAAAAAAUAAUGAAGCUGCCAAAAGGUCUCGUGAAAAACGACGACUGAAUGACCUUGUCUUAGAGAACAAACUAAUUGCAUUAGGAGAAGAGAAUGCCACCUUAAAGGCUGAGCUGCUUUCAUUGAAACUAAAGUUUGGUUUAAUUAGCUCUGCAGCAUAUGCCCAAGAGAUACAGAAGCUCAGUAAUUCAACAGCUAUGUAUUUCCAGGACUAUCAAACUUCCAAAUCAAAUAUUAAUUCAUUUGUGGAUGAACAUGAACCAUCUGUGGUGGGCAGUAGUUGUAUUUCUGUCAUCAAACACUCUCCACAAAGCUCUUUGUCUGAUGUGUCUGAAGUAUCCUCAGUAGAGCGUACUCAAGCAAGUCCUAUACAGAACAAUUGCAGAAGUCCAGAAAAUAAAUUUCAAGUUAUAAAGCAGGAGCCUAUGGAAUUGGAGAACUUUGCAAGAGAGUCAAGAGAUGACAGAGGCUCCUAUCCAGCAUCCAUAUUUCCAAACUACAUGGUAAGAAACUUUAAUGGGUACUCACAUUCCCCUCCUCUGCUACAAGUGAAUAGGUCAUCCAGCAAUUCUCCAAGAACUUCAGAAACUGAUGAUGUCGUUGUAGGAAAAUCAUCCGAUGGAGAAGAUGAACAGCAGGUCCCUAAAGGUCCAAUUCAUUCCCCAGUUGAACUUAAAAAUGUUCACGCAACAGUGAAAGUUCCAGAGGUGAACUCUUCUGCACUGCCUCAUAAGCUUCGAAUUAAGGCCAAAGCCAUGCAAAUCAAAGUGGAAGCGAUGGAAAAUGACUAUGAUGCCACACAGAAACUGUCAUCACCAAUUGACAUGACAUCUAAAAGACAUUUUGAGCUUGAAAAGCACAAUGCGCAAAAUUUGGAGCAUUCUUCUCACACUCCUUUCUCUGUUCAAGUGACUAAUAUCCAAGACUGGUCUCUCAAACCAGAACACUGGCACCCAAAGGAACUCAAUGUACAAAUUCAGAGUGGUUGCAAAACUGGAGUUAUUGAAAUUAAAGACAAUGUCUAUAAAGUAUCUGAGUCAGAGAACUUGUAUUUGAAGCAGGGCAUAGCAAACUUAUCUGCAGAGGUUGCUUCGCUUAAAAGACUUAUAAGUACACAACAAAUCUCUGCUUCAGACUCUGGUUAAAUUACUACUGAAUAACGCUUAUUGUUUUAAAGGCUGUCAUUUGCAGUAGAUCGAUACGUUUUGUGUUACGUUGAAUUUUCACUGGACUUGUGAUGUCAUUUCACUGUAAUGUUCACAUAAUGUCUGAUUGAUGGUGUCUUUUUGUGCACAAAUUAUUAUGAAGACUAGGUUGUGUUAUGAUCACUAUGCCUUGUGUAUAGACAAGUAGCCUGUAUGAGGGCUGUAUAUAGUGAAUCUUUUUUUUUCUUGUUGUUGUUCUAUUAUAAAGUGUGCAAGUUACCAGUUACAAUAAAAUAUUGGUGACAAACACAGAACAUCUACUCUAAAUCAAUUGAUUGUGAUAAACAUGUAAAUAUUCUGUUAAUGAUCAAAUAAGAAGUCUUCCAAAACAUAUUUUAAUUUACUUCAGUCAGGUUUACAGCCUAACUAAACCAAAUUGAAAUGUAUAUACAUGCAUGGAAAAAAUCCUAGGUCUUUCUUUUUUUUUUCUUAAGGAUCUUUUAUAAGGUGAACCGAAAUUGGCAUCAAGUACUAAAAAGUUAAAGAUUGAACUUUCUUCCGUUAUUUAUUACAGUAGAUAUACCAAAAUAAUAUCAAAAACAUUUUUCUAUUACUGUCCCAAAUGUAAUUGUUUCUGUCUCAAUGUGUACUAAAAAGCCAGAUAUUGAGACAUUUAUUUUGAAUAGCUUGAGUCUCCAUAUGAAAUUAAGGUUAUGGAUCUUUGUAAUUUGCAGAACCAUGAAACUGGCAUAAUAGGUAAAUCCUUCUGCAGUCCUUCUGCCCUUAAUCAAUGUUCCAGGCCUGAAAUACAGUGGAUUUGCAUAAUUUCUACUGGGUCGGUGUGGGGUAGGCUAUCUACAAACAGACCAUACAAAAGGAUUCUGCAUCUCCUGGAUGUAGUAGUUCUAUCCAUAGCAGUAUGGUGGAGAAUUAUGGCUUUGGUUAGUGACAUUCAUAGGUGAAAAACCCUUACAAAGCAGACUAGGGUAUCACCAGUGGAAUUGCUGGGUCCCAGCUGACACUUGGGUUCACAUUUCAAGGCCAAAUACAGUCAAAAGAAUGAAAUAAGGUUUAUAAGAGAUUCCCAGAAAUGGUUAGCUCUAGAUCUGGAUGGAAAUGGGUGAGGUGGAGUUCUAGAACAAUUUUUUGAUUGUUUGUUUAAAAAUUGUCGGUUGAAAUUUUCUGACCAGCUUUAGUGAGAUGACAACAAAUGCCCCUGUUUGCUGCAUAAAGGGUGCGUCUAGACUGGCAAAAACUUGCCAGCUGUCUACACAGGCCGCUUU
This is a messenger RNA of Pelodiscus sinensis (Chinese soft-shelled turtle), 3016 nucleotides long. RefSeq names its product nuclear factor, interleukin 3 regulated (gene NFIL3). Gene Ontology annotation, biological process: regulation of DNA-templated transcription; transcription by RNA polymerase II; immune response. The record is from RefSeq and is a predicted model, not a curated record. Gene Ontology annotation, cellular component: nucleus. NCBI's taxonomy places the organism in Eukaryota, Metazoa, Chordata, Testudines, Trionychidae. Gene Ontology annotation, molecular function: DNA binding; DNA-binding transcription factor activity.